AGGUAGAAGAAAGGACAUGCGCGUCUUCAUCGGCAACUUGUCGUCGCCGCUCGGGAUCGAGGUCGCGCGCUGCCUCCGGUCGUGCGAAGUCGUCGGCGCCGUCGAGAGCCUCAAGCAGGCGCAAGCGACCAAGAAGCGGCUCAUCGAGAACCGCGACCCGGAGCUCGGCGAAGGCCUCGAAGGCGCCGACGCGUUUGUCGAGAGUCCCGUCGUGGCCGCGAGCGACAAGCACAACGUCAGCGUCCUUCUUAAGCGCUGCCACGUGGCCGUGUACUCGAUUGUGGACGACCCCGAUGGCACGCUCGAGGCGCUCAAGGCCUUUGCCGACAGCAGUGACGACGGGCCCAAGCUCUUUGUCGCUGUCUCGAGUGUGCUCACGUGGGCCAAGACGCCGAUGCCACCCAAGCAAGACGACUGGAAGGGUCACAAGGAAAUCGACUUCAAGACGCGCAAGCCAGCGCGCAAGUACGCCGAGUACAAGGCCGUCGAGACUCAAGUGCUCAGCGCCAAGCGAGACGGACUCGCCACCAUGGUGGUGGCCGCGGGCAUGAUUUACGGCGGCGCCGCGUCGAGCCUCCACUACCUCCUUCGCGAGGCGUGGCUCAACCCGGACACGGACCUCGUGGUCCCAAGUGUCUCGGGACUCGGUGGCGCCAACAAGCUGCCCAUGAUCUGCCUCUACGACUUGGCCACGAUUGUAGCCGCCGUCGCGACGACCGCGUCGCCACCGCCUGCGCCGUACAUGCUCGCGCUCGACAAGGCCGCGCCCACCUUGCGCGAGGUCUGCGCCGCGAUCAGCUCGACGCUGGGGAACGGGAAUUUACGCGACUUGAGCCCGCCCGAAGCCGAAGAGUUGCUGCUCACGGAGCGCAGCAUGGUGCACCUGCAGCUCAACCAAGUAUUUGAGAUGGAAGGCAGCGCGCUUGAAGCCCUCGACAUCGAGUGGAAGUUCGAAUCCGGCAUCGUCGCCAACAUGGACGCCAUCGUGCUCGACUACAUCAAGGUCAUGGACCUCCGGCCGCUGCGCGUCGUGGUGCUCGGGCCACCGCGCGUCGGCAAGUCGACCCUCGCCGCGUCGCUGGCCAAGACGUACUACCUGCCGCACCUCUCGCCGGCCUCGAUCGCGCUCGAGCUUCUCAACACGGCCAAGCUCAAUGAGCCGCUCCUAACCCUCAAAGAGGAGGUGAAAAAGUACAAGCUCGAGCUCGUCAACUUGCCGUUGGCGCUCGCGACAGACCUCUUGCGCUGGCGCCUGAGCAUGCCCGUGUGCCGCAACCAAGGGUAUGUCCUGGACGGCGCGCCCAUCUCGGUGGAGCAGGCCAAGACACUGUUUCCACCGCCGAAGCCGCCUGCCGGGGACGACGACGAGGGCAAGGACGGCGAGGACGAGGCCAAGACCGGCGACGACGGCGAGAGCCCGGACGAUGGCGCGCCAACGACGAGCAAGCCCAAGAAGCCGAGCGUGUAUGUUCCCAACCAUGUCGUGGUCCUUGGGGCGCCCAAGCAGCUUUUGCAGCGCCGCGCCCAGUCGCUCGCGCAAGACGAAGCCGAGAAAACGGGCAACACCGAGGCCGAGUUUGCCAAGCGCUACGACGCGUUCCAGAAAGAAAAGGGACCCGACGGCGGCCUCCUCACGUUUUUCGAGCAGGAGAACGUGCUUGAGGUGCUCGAGCUCGAGCUCAAGACCGAGGACGCGUUUAGCAACAAAAAGAUGCUGCUCGAGCCCGUCGCCAAGUACCUCGAAGCCGGCGGAAAGCCGUUCAACUACCACCCGACAAAGGAAGAAGUGCAACAACAACAACGCGAUGUCGACGCCCAGCUCGCGGCCGAAGCCGAGGCCGAACAAAAGCGCGCGAGCGACCUCCUCGCGCAAGAAAUGUCGGACAAGCAGUCGCGCGCACUCUCCGAGAAAACGCGCCUCGAAACCAUCCAGAAGGAAGAAAUGGACGUGCUCGAAGCGCGCUCCAAGCCGCUGCGCGCGUACCUCAUGGAGACCGUGAUCCCGGCCCUCACAGAAGGUAUGCUCGAGGUGGUCAAGGUCCAGCCGGAAGACCCGAUCGACUACUUGGCCGACUUUCUCUUCAAGAAUGGCCAGUCUCUUGAAGCGUAGAGCAUGACGAGGAUGCAUGUACAAUUCCGUGUUCUUGAUUCA
This is a messenger RNA of Saprolegnia parasitica CBS 223.65, 2152 nucleotides long. RefSeq lists its product as hypothetical. The transcript is spliced from 7 exons. Gene Ontology annotation, molecular function: ATP binding; AMP kinase activity. Lineage: Eukaryota; Oomycota; Saprolegniomycetes; Saprolegniales; Saprolegniaceae. The record is from RefSeq and is a predicted model, not a curated record. Gene Ontology annotation, biological process: nucleobase-containing compound metabolic process. The coding region runs from base 17 to 2110 and encodes 697 amino acids. Gene Ontology annotation, cellular component: cytoplasm.